This is a messenger RNA of Babesia bigemina, 843 nucleotides long. RefSeq lists its product as hypothetical. NCBI's taxonomy places the organism in Eukaryota, Apicomplexa, Aconoidasida, Piroplasmida, Babesiidae. The transcript is spliced from 3 exons. Bases 1 to 843 code for a protein of 280 amino acids. The record is from RefSeq and is a predicted model, not a curated record.
AUGAACAUACACAUGCGAACGCAGAAUGUGUCCCCAUUGUCUCCCGUUUGUGCUACUAGAAGUGCAAUAGGUCAUAUUGCGUCUGAUGUGUCACGAGGCAGAGCUGAGCAGCAUGUAGACACAGGAAUCAUUGAGAAAUCGAAGCGCACUUAUGCAGGCUAUCCAUCCAGACAAGACGAUACAUGUGCAGAGGGUGGUGAAAAAUGCAGUCUAUUUAAUGGGCGCAUUCGUAGAAUUAAGAUCGACAGUCUGCUCAAAAGGCCUGAUGAGCUCAAUCUUGCCAUCAUUCACAGAACCAUCACGGACAUUCUUGACUGUGGCAUGACCUUGGAGUCCGCCCAAGUGGAUGUCAUAACUCAAAUGAUGCUAAAAUGUUGCGACGAAGAUCAUGUUUUGGCACUGCAAACGGUAUGCCUGGUACUAUUGGCGUGCGCAGAAUCUCUCACUGAAAGCGCCGUAAAAAAGAUUGGGGAUAUUAUGGGAACAGCUACAACUGCCACAAGUGCGACGGAACAGCUGGCGCUUGUCGACUUGUAUCAUUGCAUUUCAUCGCACCACUCUUAUGUUAUGCGCCAGCUAUCAUGUGGUCAACGCUCGUACAUGCAAUUCCUAAAUGAAGUUCGACAGUAUAUAAGAUUGAAAGUGCCUUGUGAUACAGAUUCAAAGGAAAUAGAGGAUCUGCGACACACACUGAACGCUCUCAACGUUGAACACUACGCAGCCAUCGCAGGGCACGUGUACUUACCGAUCGUAUUAAGUGGCACGCAUAUGGUGAUAGAAUUGUCAACUGAAAGUGAUCUGAAAUGCUUAAAUAUGGAAGGAGCUCAUCCCAUUAAAUUGUGA